AUAUUUUCUGUACCAGUUCCUUGAUACUUGGGAUGGAUUUCAUUUUAAUCAGUCCAUUUUUAAAUUGAUUCCACACAUCCGAAUACACAAGUUUUCAGUGCCGGAUUCUAAUAACAUUGACAGAACUAGUCACCAAUUAUAUAAAUAAAUGGCACCAUCUUCAUUUGUUAAGGAAAUCAAAGACCACCAAGAGUGCUAUUGCAGUGGAAUAUGAGUUCAGUUUCUUUCAAGGUGAUUUUGAUAAUUUCCGAGCUCAUAUUGAGUUCAAGAAGCUUAUUGACUUUAUUGAUGAACUUUGCCUCCUGGGAUUACUCUGUGAGGAUGACCACUUGAUAAUGGUACAUUUCUGCCUAUGGUUCCAAGAACAAUUGCUAAUAACCGUUCUGAACACCAACUUCCCAUUAUUGACCAUUCCAUCACCAGAAUUUGUCAGUCGCCUCAUUGUCUCUAAUCAGUGCACAGUUAUUUCACGUUUGUGCCGUAUCAUCUUAGAUUACUCGAGUGUGUUCCAGAACUUAAAGAAGCUUCAGACACCCUAUAAACUUGACAAACACAUUAAAAAGUUGAAUGUGUAUGUUUUAGAUGUCUGCAAUGCUCUUUGGCGUUACAAAGCUUUUGAUACUGCACAACAAACUUCUGAUUCCAUUUUGUUUGAUUUUGAUAUCUUCUCCAUACCUGGAAUUCGUAGCAAAUCUGUGACUUCAUCUUUAUCCGUGUGUCAUCACCAAGCGUUCUUAGGACAUGUACUGUUAUACCUGAGAAAGGAAAUGCCCGAGAGCCGACGGCAUUCUUCAUUGAUACGAAUAAACCGGAAAAGAUAUUUCCAGUUUCUGCGUGAUCAAGAAUUGGGAGGUUUAACUGAUUUCAUUUCUCGGUUGCAAACAAAAACUGAGUGAAGAAGAAAGCUUGCACCACACCUGUCCAGUGUUUGAGUACCACUUUUUCUACUACAGUUUUAAUGCCACACAAAGCAGACUUGAGCAAUAAUUGGUCGAUCAGUUCCAAGUGCUUUUCCCAUCAUGCAGUGGUUGAUCUAUUGUUAAAAUCUUACGUUGGGUUACCUGUGCAUCAAUAUCUCUAUUAACAUAGAAUGGUCAAGUAAUUUUCCUAUUGAUGAAACGGGAGGUGCUGUCUGGGUACUUUGAUGCAGGUAACUCAUUGUGCUCAGUCUUUCCCUUUAUGCCAGUCUAGCUGAGUAUCUAAGGUAUUCAGUGAAUGGAUGAGUGUAUUUGACUGAAAUAAUUUGAUGUGGAUUAACAAUAAAGAUUGAUGAUUGUUGAUGAAAUGCAUGAGUGUCUAUGUCCAAAGUAGGAUAGUACACAACCAACCAAAGAGGAAGGGCUCUAUGUGGUUGUAUGAGUAACAGCUGCUAGAAAUAACAACAAAAUGUCCUAAGAUUCAUUAGUUAUUACUGUGAGAUCUGUUCAAGCAGAUAUAAUCAAAGGAAUUCUUUUAAGUUUUUUUUCUUCUUCAGACUACCCAAUAUGUAAGAGCGUUUGAUUUUAAGGAGAUUCAGUUGCUAUUUCUAACAGGUCGCUUGACCCCAUAGAGAAGGGCUCUCUAACUAAAAUGUAGUGCAAUAUAAUCUACCAAUUUAAGUUGUAGCUGCACUAUUUUACUGAUCACCAGUUCAUAUUCAGAGUACUGAAUUCAAUAGUUCAAGUGUUACCAUAAAAUGGGAAACUGCCAAACUGUUCUGAGCAGGGUUUAAGUCUCAUUCACUUGGAUACUGCACAAAGUGAUGAUAAACACUUGAGCAAUGAACCAUGGAAGUCUGUAAAGUGUGGACUGGACUAUCUUAGGAACUGAUAGUCUUUCUGUAUUCAGGAGCAGUAAGUAAUUGCUGUAUAUUUUGGAGUCACUAUCCCUUCAUUUCCAUGAGCACCACUCGCAUGCAGCUGCUCUUGUUUAACUAUUUUUCUGUGUAGAUGGUUUCACAACACAGUGUUGUUUAGUUAAUGAUUCAUAAUUUAUUUAAAAACCUGUUUGAGUAAUGAGGGCCAUUUAAAAAAAA
Messenger RNA from Octopus sinensis (East Asian common octopus), 2014 nucleotides. RefSeq names its product centromere protein I-like. NCBI's taxonomy places the organism in Eukaryota, Metazoa, Mollusca, Cephalopoda, Octopoda, Octopodidae. The record is from RefSeq and is a predicted model, not a curated record. The coding region runs from base 336 to 896 and encodes 186 amino acids. The transcript is spliced from 8 exons.